Molecule: messenger RNA, 2229 nt
Organism: Elgaria multicarinata webbii
Lineage: Eukaryota; Metazoa; Chordata; Lepidosauria; Squamata; Anguidae
Product: vomeronasal type-2 receptor 26-like
Exons: 6
Coding region: 1-2229 (742 amino acids)
Biological process (GO): G protein-coupled receptor signaling pathway
Cellular component (GO): plasma membrane
Molecular function (GO): G protein-coupled receptor activity
Source: RefSeq, a predicted model, not a curated record
AUGGUAGCUCUCAUUGGAGGUUGCAUCUCUGAAACUUCUACCAAUAUGGACAUCAUUUCUGCAAGCUAUAAGACUCCACAGCUCACCUAUGGAUCAUUUUUGCCAGCACAAGGUGCCAAAUCCCUCUUCCCGUUUUUGUACCAGAUGGUCCCAAAUGAAGUACAACAGUACAUGGGAGUGGUGCGGCUACUUCAGCAUUUCAGAUGGAUAUGGAUUGGGCUAAUAGCUGUGGAUGAUGACAAAGGGAACAGGUUUUUACAGACAAUUGUGCCAAUGCUUUCCCAAAAUGGCAUUUGCUAUGCAUUUAUAAUCAGAAUACCACAACUGGAUUAUGUGGAUAAGAUGAUAGAUGUGAUUAUGCAGCAGUGGGGAAAUUAUGAAAUCAUUUUUGUGAGCAAAGCCAAUGUAUUUUUUGUAUAUGGAGAACCUCCAUCCUUUCAAGUUUUAAUGUUUCUAGUACCCUUCUUGUCAGUGAACCCUCUAGGUAAAGUGUGGAUAGUUACAUCUCACUGGGAUUUUGAAACACUAACUAUCUUUAAGGUUUGGGAUAUGCAAACCUUCCAUGGUUCCAUAACCUUCACUGUUCACUCAAAUCAGCCCUUAGGAUUCCAAAAAUUUGUCCAGAUGAUAAGACCUUCCUGGGCCAAAGGAGAUGGUUUCAUCAAAGACUUCUGGGAACAGGCAUUCAACUGUUCACUAAAGAUGUCUACUGUCAUGGAGGAGAACAAGAAAAACUGCAGUGAAGAGGAGAAGCUGGAGACUCUUCCUGGAACUUUGUUUGAAAUGAAGAUGACCGGCCACAGCUACAAUGUCUACAAUGCUGUCUAUGCUGUGGCACAUGCUUUGCAUGCUGUAUACAAAUCCAGAUCCAAACACAAAAGAUUAGCAGAAAGAGAGAGACUGGCUAUUCAGAAUGUGGAGCCAUGGCAGGGAAAGAAACUUGACCUCCACUGGGAAGGUCAGUUGAGGAAGCUCCAUCACUUUCUAAGAAGCACCUUGUUCAAUAACAGUGCUGGAGAAACUGUGCGCUUUGAUGCCAAAGGAGCAUUAGUUACAGGCUUUGAUGUUACAAACUGGUUAAUGUUUCCCAAUGGCUCAGUGGUUAGAGUAAAAGUUGGAAGACUGGAUCCCCAAACUUCUCCCGGCAAAAGGUUAACCAUUAAUGAUGACCAAAUUGUGUGGCAUAAAAGCUUUAAUCAGGUGCUGCCUCUUUCUGUGUGUAAUGACAACUGCUAUCCUGGCUACAGCAAGAAAAAGAGGGAAGGAGAGAAAUUUUGCUGCUAUGACUGUGCUCCAUGUCCAGAAGGGAUGAUUUCUCACCAGAAUAACAUGGAUGCCUGCGUCAAAUGUCUAGAUGACCAAUAUCCCAACAAGGACCAGACUCAAUGCAUUCCCAGGGUAAUAAGCUAUCUCUCUUAUAAAGAAUCGUUAGGGGUCAUCUUGACUAUCGUGGCUAUUUCUUUCUGUUUGAUCACAACCGGAGUGCUUGGAAUCUUUCUGAAGCACAAGGACACUCCCAUAGUCAAAGCCAACAACCGGAGCUUCACUUACAUCCUCCUCAUCUCUCUCUUUCUUUGCUUCCUCUGCACCUUGCUCUUCAUUGGACAACCUGGAAAGGCAGCCUGUCUUCUCCGGCAAAUGAUUUUUGGCAUUGUCUUCUCUGUGGCUCUUUCCAGCAUUUUGGCCAAAACCAUCACUGUAGUUCUGGCAUUCAUGGCUACCCAACCAGGAUCCAAAAUGAGGAAAACGAUGGGGAAAGGACUGACCAAUUCUAUUGCUUUUUCUGGCUCCUUCAUUCAAGCAGGCAUUUGUACAGUUUGGCUAUGUACAUUUCCUCCAUUCCCAGAUGUGGACAUGCACUCAUUGGAUGGGAAAAUCAUAAUGGAAUGCAAUGAGGGCUCUGCUUUCAUGUUUUAUUUUGUCUUGGGCUAUCUAGGGUCCCUGGCUAUUGUCAGUUUCAUUGUGGCUUUCUUAGCCAGGAAGUUACCUGACAGUUUCAAUGAGGCCAAAUUCAUCACUUUCAGCAUGUUGGUGUUUUGCAGUGUGUGGUUAUCCUUUGUUCCAUCCUACCUGAGCUCCAAAGGAAAAUAUGUGGUGGCUGUGGAGAUCUUCUCCAUCUUGUCCUCGAGUGCUGGAUUACUGGGUUUCAUCUUUUUCCCUAAAUGCUACAUUAUUGUCUUGAGGCCUGAGAUGAACAACAGGGAGCACCUGAUUAGAAUGAAAAAAUGA